Molecule: messenger RNA, 1326 nt
Organism: Acytostelium subglobosum LB1
Lineage: Eukaryota; Evosea; Eumycetozoa; Acytosteliales; Acytosteliaceae
Exons: 3
Biological process (GO): mRNA 3'-end processing
Cellular component (GO): mRNA cleavage stimulating factor complex
Molecular function (GO): protein binding; RNA binding
Source: RefSeq, a predicted model, not a curated record
GGAAUGAAGGAGGAACAGAGGGACUUGUACUCUUUGAUAAUAAAUCAAUUGGUACAUGAUGGAUUCAUCAAUGAGGCUACAAAGCUGAGUGAAUCAACGAUGAUACCAUGUCCUCUACCAUCAGAUGCAAGCAACAGAUUGUCACAAGUCAUACAAGGAACGAUAGGUCCAACAAAGGAUUCAAAUACACUAUUCGAUGAAAUGGACACAGACGGUAUUGAUACAAUUGGAGGAGAUAGAACAAAGGGAUUGGACUUUGAUAAUGCUGCGGCGAUGCAGAAUGUUACACCAUCAAAGGUGUCAUUCUUGACAAAGUUCAUAACGACUCAUAAGAAUGCAUGUAGAUGCGCCAAGUUCAGUUGGGAUGGAAAGUUUGUGGCGACAGGCUCAUCAGAUACAUCGAUCAAGUUGUUGGAUGUCAACAAGAUGCGCAAUUAUAAUCAAACAAAGAACGAGACCACUGAGGACUUUGCCCCAUCGCGACCCGUCAUCAGAACGUUCUAUGAUCACACACAGCCGAUCACCGACCUCGACUUCCACCCGUCGGCACCAAUCCUCGCGUCCGCCUCCAAGGACUGCACCAUCCGCUUCUACGACUACAAGUCGUCGCUGAAGCGCUCGUUCAAGUUCCUGCAGGACACACACAGCGUGCGCACCAUCAACUUCCACCCGUGUGGCGACAUGAUCCUGGCGGGCACCGACCACCACAUGAUCCGUCUGUACGACGUCAACACAUUCCAAUCGUUCACAGCGCGCAAAGUCAACGAACAUCAUCACGGCCCCAUCAAUCAGGUGCGCUACUCUGUCGAUGGCAACAUAUUCGCCAGUUGCUCCAAGGAUGCCACCAUCAAGAUCUGGGACGCAGUCAACAUGAGUCUGAUCAACACAUUGCCCAGUCCGCACAGUGGCAACGAUGUCACCUCUGUCCAGAUCUCAAAGAAUCAAAAGUAUCUGCUGUCCUGUGGACGAGACAGCUUUGUCAAACUAUGGGAGAUAUCCUCUGGUCGCAUGAUUCAAUCGAUCAACACUGGCGUCAACUUGUCCAACAACUCUCAGAAGAACAGACUAUGCGCUCUGUUCAAUUGUACAGAAGACUUUAUUAUUACAUUGGAUGAACAGCCAUCGUCAGUGGCAGUUUAUAACAGCAGAACAAAGGAGUGCGUGCAGAAGUUGUCUGGACACAUUCAAUCGAUACGAUGGAUUGCGUCAUCGCCUGUAGAGAAUGCUUUGAUGACUUGUAGCAAUGACCAUCGUGCAAGAUUCUGGACCGAGGACUCUCAACUAAACAGUGGCAGCGGCGGCGGCAUUGGCAGUGGAGGUGGCGGC